This is a messenger RNA of Melospiza melodia melodia, 1684 nucleotides long. RefSeq names its product TEA domain transcription factor 4 (gene TEAD4). The record is from RefSeq and is a predicted model, not a curated record. Gene Ontology annotation, cellular component: transcription regulator complex. Gene Ontology annotation, molecular function: RNA polymerase II cis-regulatory region sequence-specific DNA binding; DNA-binding transcription factor activity, RNA polymerase II-specific. Lineage: Eukaryota; Metazoa; Chordata; Aves; Passeriformes; Passerellidae. Gene Ontology annotation, biological process: hippo signaling; regulation of transcription by RNA polymerase II; embryonic organ development. The coding region runs from base 472 to 1554 and encodes 360 amino acids. The transcript is spliced from 13 exons.
GUCCCAGCCCCCGCUCCCACCCCUGCGGGCUCGGAGGUGGGGAGCGAGGGGCAGGCGCGCACUAACAGCGCUCGGUGCUCUCUCGGCAGAAAGUCCUGGAGCUGAAGGAGGAUUUGAAGCCGGUCCCCGCUGCCCCUGCGGAACAGCAGCCGCUCUUGCCUCGCUCAGAGGAACUAAGCUAUUCUUGUAGUGUCCCAUAGAAUUUCCCAGUCUUCUUCCUCUGGUUCUGAGUCUGCUCCUCCGCGUGGCACCUUGGAGUUUCUAGCUGGCACCAUUACCUCCAACGAGUGGAGUUCUCCCACCUCCCCUGAGGGGAGCAACGACUCGGGGGGCAGCGAGGCCUUGGACAAACCCAUCGACAAUGACGCCGAGGGCGUGUGGAGCCCGGACAUCGAGCAGAGCUUCCAGGAAGCGCUAGCCAUCUACCCGCCAUGCGGCCGCCGCAAGAUCAUCCUGUCCGACGAAGGCAAGAUGUAUGGCCGAAAUGAGUUGAUUGCCCGCUAUAUUAAGCUGAGAACAGGGAAAACACGCACAAGGAAACAGGUAUCUAGUCACAUCCAGGUGCUGGCAAGGCGGAAAGCUAGAGAGAUCCAAGCCAAGCUCAAGGAUCAGGCAGCUAAAGAUAAAGCCAUGCAGAGUAUGGCUACAAUGUCAUCUGCCCAGAUAAUCUCUGCAACUUCCUUCCAUAGUAAAAUGGGCUUGCCUGGUCUCCCACGACCAGCCUACCCUGCUGUUUCUGGGUUUUGGCAAGGACCAUUGCCAGGCCAAGCGGGAUCUUCCCAGGAUGUGAAACCUUUUUCUCAACAACCUUAUGCUGUACAGCCUCCGCUUCCAAUACCAGGGUUUGAAUCUCCUGCUGGCCUCUCACCUUCCCCGUCAGCACCAGCGUGGCAAGGACGAAGGGUUGCUAGCUCCAAACUUUGGAUGUUAGAGUUCUCUGCAUUCUUGGAACAACAACAAGACCAAGACACAUAUAACAAGCACCUGUUUGUGCACAUUGGGCAGUCGAGCCCCAGCUACAAUGACCCCUACCUCGAGGCAGUGGAUAUCCGGCAGAUCUAUGACAAGUUCCCUGAGAAGAAAGGGGGCCUGAAGGAGCUCUUUGAAAGGGGGCCAGCCAAUGCCUUCUUCCUUGUCAAAUUCUGGGCUGAUUUGAAUACCAAUAUUGAAGAUGAAUCCAGAUCUUUCUAUGGCGUUUCCAGCCAGUAUGAGAGCCCAGAAAACAUGGUCAUUACCUGUUCCACCAAAGUGUGUUCCUUUGGAAAGCAGGUGGUAGAGAAAGUAGAGACAGAGUAUGCGCGCUACGAGAACGGACACUACUCCUACCGUAUCCACCGCUCCCCUCUCUGCGAAUACAUGAUCAACUUCAUCCACAAACUCAAGCACCUUCCCGAGAAGUACAUGAUGAACAGCGUGCUGGAGAACUUCACUAUCUUACAGGUUGUGACAAACAGGGACACACAGGAGACCUUGCUGUGCAUAGCAUAUGUUUUUGAAGUAUCAACUAGUGACCACGGUGCCCAACAUCACAUCUACCGGCUGGUGAAGGACUAGAGACUCUCUGCCCUGAGUUGUCCAUGGAAUGCAUGUCUAAGAAAAAAGUCUGUGCUUGAACAACCCCUGCCCCCCGCCCCAAACCAAACUGAAAAAUAAACUGCAGAUAUUGUGUAUUUUCAGAAAAGUA